Messenger RNA from Acanthopagrus latus (yellowfin seabream), 3199 nucleotides. Its product is annotated as major histocompatibility complex class I-related gene protein-like. The record is from RefSeq and is a predicted model, not a curated record. The transcript is spliced from 2 exons. Gene Ontology annotation, biological process: immune response. NCBI's taxonomy places the organism in Eukaryota, Metazoa, Chordata, Actinopteri, Spariformes, Sparidae. Gene Ontology annotation, cellular component: external side of plasma membrane. The coding region runs from base 318 to 902 and encodes 194 amino acids.
CACUGUAGUCUCUUAUCAUAGUAACAGUAUAAUAUCAAUAUAUUGCAGCCAUGAAGGAUGCUCACGUUGAUAUUAGAAGGGGGACCUGAUAGUUAAAUAACUUUGAGUGUAACUUCUCUUUAAAGUCUGUCCAAACACCAAAAUGCUUCUCAGUGGUUGGUGGGCCGCACUGUAACCCUGUAAUGAUGGACUAGGUAACAGAUGAGUUAGAUAAGAAGAUUCAUGCUGUAGAUGGCAGGCCAUAACCUAAAGUGUUACCAUGACAACAUAUUUAUGAUGAGUGUGAUGAUGAUGAUUUAUGUAUUUAUACUGAAUGUAUGAACCUCUUCUGUCCUGUAGUGAAACACUCCAUGAAGUAUAUCAUCACUGCAUCUUCUGGACUCCCAGACUUCCCAGAGUACAUUGCAGCUUUAGUGGUCAAUGAAAAUCUGGUGGGCUACUGUGACAGCAGCAAAUUGACAAUUGAUCCAAAACACGACUGGAUGGAAAAAGUAUUGAAAGAUGAUCCGAACCACUUGGCGCAGUACAAAAGAGCAUGUUUUGGGGGGGAGCCAAUUUAUUUCAAAGCCACAAUCAAUAGUUUGAAACAGCGCUUCAACCACAGUGGAGGUGUCCACAUUUUACAGAGGAUAAGUGGCUGUGAGUGGGAUGAUGAGACCGGAGAGGUUGUUGGUUUUAAUCAUUUUGGUUAUGAUGGAGAAGACUUCCUAUCAAUCGACCUGAAGAGAGAGAUAUGGAUCGCUCCAAAACAACAGGCUGUCCUCACCAAACUGAGAUGGGAUGCUGACAAAGCUAGAAUGAAGUUCAAUCAGAAUCACCUCACAGUGAUUUACCCUGAGUGGCUGAAGAACUAUUUGGCCUAUGGGAGGAGCAUCCUGCUGAGAACAGGUAGAAUCACCUGACCUGAUGUAGUUUAAUGGACACAAUCAUGUUCAUACAGUCUGCUCAGACUGAACUGCUGUUGUGUUUUCACUCCAGUCAGUCUGACAUUACAUUGUUGUCUCUGUUUAUAUUCUGUAGCUGUAAGAUUCAAUGUCGUCCUAACCAAUCAGUAGACACAGACAUUUAGGCUGUUCUGAAAUUUCUUUCCAUCGAUACUCAGACUGUGAUAGUCACUGUACACUCAGCAUGAGUUAAAGGUCCCAUAUUACAAAAAACAUAUUUUCUCUGGUCUCUACAUAUAUAAACUGGCCCUCCCUGAGCCUCCCAACACCCAAAAUGAGGAAAGUAAGCGAUUCCUGCAUGGUCUCUGCAGCCCACCCACUGGUACCACAGUGCUCCUACAGGCUGUUCAGAUUCAGCUCCUUUCAUUACGUAACGAAAGGAGUCAUUUACAUAGACAGGCCUCCUCUGUGCGUUGAUAGGAGAUAUCAAAGAGGGGGGGCGUUCAUCCCGUUUGAAGUGAGUUUAAUGUUAAUAAUAUUACGAUGGAGCUUGGGUGUCACAGUAAAACAUCUGGAAACGUGCAGACUAGAGACAGAGACGAUGCGAACAGUGUCCAAUAGGGCUGGGACACUUUUUUCCCGAUUCAAUUCUUUCACAGUUUUUUGCGCAGCAAUUCCAUUUAAAUUGCCAGUUUUCACGAUUUCUAGUUUGUCUUUUUAACACCAGACCAGUGAAAAAGUUGAAUGAUGAUGAUGUCUGCAGACUAUAUCAGGAGCCAUAUUUCCCCCAAAAAUUCAAAUCACACGUGAGUCACUUUUUAAGAUUUAUUAAGCGGCAAUAUAUUUGAACCACUUAAAUUAAACGCCUACGUUUGAACUUACACUCUCUUUUCAAAAGCCUGGACUGCAUAUAAAAGAGAUUAAAAGAAAAGUAUGGUUUUGUAUAGAAAUAGAAAACAUAUAUACCGUGAGCUCCAGCAACAUCUGUUUUUGCUCCAAAACAUAAAGUGCUGUGUCACACGCCGUACUUGUGUGAGCAAUCUUGCUACAGCUGGCAGCUUUAGGGCACGCUGAGAAGCCAGGUUGAGUGUGUGUGCUUAGCACUUGACAUGGAGAAAGCCAGCUGUGCAGCUGAAUGUUCCUGAAUCCCGUAUUCUCCACAGCCCUAUAAGGCCACAGGUCUUUGCAAAUGAAGUCAGCGAUUGAUUUAGUUAUGCGUUUUGUUUUUUUCAGAACUGCUGGGUAGUUUGUCCAAUGCUGCUUUGAGUGUCUGCUGGCUUGCUGCUGCAGAUCGUUUUGGAAUUAGCUCUGCAUUUACCUCAGGAUGGUGUCUUGCGAAGUGGGCAGUAAGAUUUGUCAUGUUUCCGCAGCACACGACGUGUGCAUUACAGAGUUUACAAAUAGCUUUCGACAUGUCCAGCUCCACACAUCCAAAAUGUGUCCAUACAUUUGACUCAAAAUGAGAUGGUGGAGGUUUAUCUCCACGCAUUUUUGCAAGUAAUCCGCAAUUCUCCGCUUUCUGUUUAAGUUUUUUCCACAAACGGAUGUGACUUCACGUUACUAGAUAGUUGAAUAAAAACGAUUUGCCCUCCGCUGCAGAAAAGCAGUAACUUCUUUCCACCUUGGCUUAUAAACAUAGACUAAAAUGAAGCAUUUAAAUUUGGGGGGGAAAAAAAUUUUUGAACAAAAAAAUCGAUUGAAAAAUUGUAAAACAAAAAAUUGCGAUGGUCAUAUGAAUUGAUUUUUUCUCCCACCCCUAGUGUCCAAGAGUUAAGAGACUGUGAUGUUAGUGUUGUUGCUGUUUGCCAUUAACUAUAUGGUAGUAACUGUAACAACACAUAGAACAAACUAACAUUAUUUAGACACACUAACUGUUCUGAAAUGUCCUGCUGCAGCCACAAAGUCUGUACUUCUGCAGGAGCCUCUCCUUCUGGGUCCGAUUCUGGGUCAAACUGGUAUGGUUGAACGAAAACAUCUCCACGAGCCAUAGCGAUACAUCUACCAUAAAACAUUAGCGAAUGCUACCACUAGCAUAAGUGGCAUCCUCUCCCUGAGAAGGGGCGUGUAGCAGCCAAGGCAGAUGUUGACAGAUGGAGCUCAUUAGCAUUUAAAGGUGCAGGCACAGAAACAGUGUGCUGUUAGUGGAGCAACUUUUAGAUAGCUGAAAUUCAGGACCAGGGAUCGGUUUGGGGCAAUAUGUUUCAAAUACAGUGUUGUUGGACCUCUGUUUGCUGUCUCAGUAUUUCAAAAUAGAAAAAGUGUCAUUGAACUCUCUCCAGAGCUUCCCUCAGUGUCUCUCCUCCAGAAGACUCCCU